Molossus molossus (Pallas's mastiff bat) is the source of this 3613-nucleotide messenger RNA. It is a transcript of the gene IST1, whose product is annotated as IST1 factor associated with ESCRT-III. NCBI's taxonomy places the organism in Eukaryota, Metazoa, Chordata, Mammalia, Chiroptera, Molossidae. The transcript has 10 exons. The coding region runs from base 126 to 1229 and encodes 367 amino acids. Gene Ontology annotation, biological process: protein transport. The record is from RefSeq and is a predicted model, not a curated record.
CGGAUCCCUCCGCCCGCGGGUGCGGUGCUGAGGCCCGCGCGCCGCCAUUUUGGGUGCUGAAACUUGACUCCGGAGUCCGUCUCUGCCGCGUGCAGCCCGGUUUCCAGCAGGAGGAAUAGUACAGCAUGCUGGGCUCUGGAUUUAAAGCUGAGCGUUUAAGGGUCAAUUUGAGAUUAGUCAUAAACCGUCUUAAACUAUUGGAGAAAAAAAAAACGGAACUGACCCAGAAAGCAAGGAAAGAGAUUGCUGACUAUCUGGCUGCUGGGAAAGAUGAACGAGCACGGAUCCGAGUGGAGCACAUUAUACGAGAAGACUACCUUGUGGAGGCCAUGGAGAUCCUGGAGCUGUAUUGUGACCUGUUGCUGGCCCGGUUUGGCCUCAUUCAGUCUAUGAAGGAGCUAGAUUCUGGUCUGGCUGAAUCUGUGUCUACACUUAUCUGGGCUGCUCCUCGACUCCAGUCAGAAGUGGCUGAGUUGAAAAUAGUUGCUGAUCAGCUCUGUGCCAAGUAUAGCAAAGAAUAUGGCAAGUUAUGUAGGACCAACCAGAUUGGAACUGUGAACGACAGGUUAAUGCACAAACUGAGUGUGGAAGCUCCACCCAAAAUCCUGGUGGAGAGGUACCUGAUUGAAAUUGCCAAGAACUACAAUGUACCCUAUGAGCCUGACUCUGUGGUCAUGGCAGAAGCUCCCCCUGGAGUAGACGCAGAUCUUAUUGAUGUUGGAUUCACAGAUGAUGUGAAGAAAGGGGGCCCUGGAAGAGGAGGAGGUGGGGGUGGGUUCACAGCACCCAUUAGUGGACCUGAUGGAGCAGUGCCAAUGCCCAUGCCCAUGCCCAUGCCCAUGCCAUCUCCAAGUACUCCUUUCUCAUACCCACUUCCAAAGGGACCAUCGGAUUUCAAUGGAUUGCCAAUGGGGCCUUAUCAGGCCUUUCCCAAUAUUCAUCCACCUCAGAUACCAGCAGUUCCCCCAUCAUAUGAAUCUGGUGAUGACAGUAAUGCUGAUAAGAAUAUCUCUUCUGCACAGAUUGUUGGUCCUGGACCCAAGCCAGAAGCCUCUGCAAAGCCCCCUUCCAGACCUAUGGAUACCUAUGACAACUUUGUACUGCCAGAGUUGCCAUCUGUGCCAGAUACACUACCAACUGCAUCUGCCGGUGCCAACACUUCAGCAUCUGAGGACAUUGACUUUGAUGAUCUUUCACGGAGAUUUGAAGAGUUGAAAAAGAAAACAUAGGCCUCUUAAACUAGGCAACGUCCAAGUUCUGGAAGUUUCUCCUUGUAACAAAGAAUCUCUAUGAAAUUCUGUUUCAUCUCUUAACCAUCACCGAGCACAUACUUCCUCUGGGCUCUCUUCCUGCUCUACCAAACUGUGGUGCUUUCCAGUUCUUUAUUGCUCCUAAGAGAUGAAUGACUGGAGACACUGCGGCCACAGCAGCUGAUUCCUGUAAGCCGUGCUUGUCUGUUUCCUGUCAGUGUGAGCCCAGGUUCUCUCCUCACCUGUCCCACCAUCUCGCUACAGGGGAGUGAGAAGGUAAAAGCAUUGUGGGGGGAGAGCUGACAGAGAUGGCUAGGCUGUGAAGAGAGUACUUCAUGAAGUGCCUCAGCCCUGUGCUGAGGCUCUGAACUUAGAGUGAGGCUCAAGGCUAAGACGUGUAUUUCUCUAAUGGACGGGAGAGAAAAUGACUCAGGAAGCCACUGUUAAAGUUCUUGGAAGCUCGGUCCUCUCGUUGGCAUAUACACUACUCCUUGCUGCAGGGCAAUGUUCCACCUGGAUCCAGUUGCAAAGUUUAUUUGGAAAGUUGCUCAGUUCUACUGGAUUUUCAGGGAGCCAGCCUUCUGUGGCCUUUUGCUUUGAGUGCUGUGUUUCCCUUUUACCAUAGGGCAGCACUGUAUUUACUCCUGUUUGUCCCAUAGCAUGUUCUUUUGGAUUGCAUUACUGACAAAGGAAGGACAGGCCACAUAUUGGGCAGAAGUUACCAUUCAAGGCUAAGGUGGGCUUCCAGUUGCCUUAAUAGUAAGUAUUCAGGUCUCUUGAAUAGUGAGCUGGAAAGCCUACAGGAGAAGAGAGGGGUUCCUGUUUUCAUUUGAAAACUAUGAUUAAGAGAACCUGUAAAAACUGAUCUCAUUCAUUUUGGUGCCCAUGUGGUUAUAGUUCGUUGUUUUCCUUGAUGAACGAGACUCUUGUUACCGUUGUAACUAACAUGCUCCUUUGCCCCUUAGCUAAGGCCAUCCUUUCCCACAGUGAUGGCUUUGGGAUCAGAAAAUAAGACUUUGGCUUUUGUGUAGUGUAUCUGUAUAUACCUGUUUCAAGCAACUUUUCUUUAAUUAUUUAAUGUAUUUUUGAUUGGGCUGUAUCUUAUAGCACAGUAGUUGAUAAAUAAAGUUAAAAAUUCUGUGCCCUGCUUUCUCCACUGGCUUGGUCAAAUGAUGAGCUGCAAAUCUGGAUCUUAGUGGAGAAUACUUGAAGCAAGUGACCCAUGCUGGGCACAUGCCAGAGCUUGCCUUUGGCUCUGUGGGUAAUGUGGAUGCUGCAGCAGUAAGGAGCCCAUUUCAGCCUCUGUAUUUAAGCUCAGAUAGCAGCUGCGAGUUUGCUUGGUUACUCCACCUGGGCCUUUUGGCGGCUUCCAGGGCCUAAUUAGGGCAAGGAGCGCAGUGUUAGAAAUGCUCCCCGUUAGCCAUAUUGCAUGCUUGUAUCUUUAUUUUUAAUAAGCUGCAGUGAGUUCACAUCCAAGUUAUUGGUAUUUCUUACAGCCAUCCCGGAACGUGGGUUGUGUGUUCUGUUACUCGCUGUUUGGCAGCAGAGCCAGUUUAAUAUGUCACUCUUGCAGCAUUAACCCUUUCCCAAUAGUGCCAAGAUCCAUAAACAAGGACUUUUAGUGAAGGGGAUUUUGAUUCCUCACUGAUAAAAUUAACAAAAUGCAUUGUAAACAUCUAUAAUUUUCUAAGGUGCAUCAUGCAAAAAUAAGUAUUUGCUAGGCAGUAACAGGGUUAAGACAGUUCAUCUUUUAACAUGUCAGUGCCCAUUGCUGUCACAGCUGUUGACUCAGGUGUGUUCUGGAUUCCUAACAAACUUGAGAGCUUCUGCAGCAGCAUGUCUAUCAGUGCAGCUUCUUUCCAAGCCUAUUGAAAGAGAAAAGGAGAAAAAUAAAUUGAAAUUGUUGCAAAUGUUGAAGGAAGAAAGUAUCAAAGGUUAAAAAAAGUAAAUAACAUAGUAAAGAUACUGUUUCCUUCAAUGAUUUGUUAUUAGGCAUUGGAGUGUUUCUGCUGCUUAAUAGCUGAGGGUCAGCUAUUUAUAGGACUGUGGCUAGAACACAAUGUAGUCUGGGUAAAUUGGGUUUCUUAGGAAAAUAGUUGGCAGAGCUGUGGAGACUAAUAAAGGGAGAAUGCUGAUACUGUGCAUUAUGUCCGUCUAUAAUCUUAGCUACAGUUGAGCUUUUCUAGUGGUAUAAAAUGAUAUACAGGUAUUUCCCUUUAUGCCACUUUAAUUUUAGGGAAAAAUCUAUUUUAGUACCUGUUUUCACUAACCAAAAGAAAACUGAAGAGGACUUCUGCUUUUGUGAAAAAGGCAAGCCCUGGCUGGUGUGGCUUAAUUGGUUGGGCAUCAUCCCGUGCACCAAA